UUUUUUUUAUAUUUAUUAUAUGUAUACUGGGCUUAAUAAUAUACUCGCAAAAUUUAUUUCUAUGCAUUAAACCGAAUUUACUAAUCCCACUAAUAGUUAUAAAAUAUCAGUUAACAACUAAAUAAUUUUAUGACUUUAUAAGCAUACAAAUUCUGCAGAUAAACUGAUAAACUUUUGCCCGUGUUUUGGUAUAUAAAGUUUGUAGAUGGAGUAAAAAUUAAACAGUGUGACUAAAAUGUUUCGUCCAAUCGCAUUUCUCAGCCUGCUGGUCAUUUCCGCGACCUUUGAAAUUAGGCCAAUUGUCAAAGAUGGUCUGCCGGGAUUUACGGAUAUUACGACAGCGCCUUUCAUCAAAAUUGGAGAAGGUUAUUAUUACAUUGAGACGGAGUUGCAGAGGAACUGGUUUGAUGCCUAUGAAACAUGCCGUCUAAUUGGCUCAGAGCUAAUAACAAUUGAUACAAUGGAGGAAUGGGAUUUGGUUAAUCAGUAUCUCCAGAGGUAUGAAAAUAGAAAAUCAGCCCUACUGGACCUCUGGAACGGAUUUGGCCAAUGA
Messenger RNA from Drosophila willistoni, 553 nucleotides. Its product is annotated as C-type lectin 37Da-like. The transcript has 2 exons. The coding region runs from base 236 to 553 and encodes 105 amino acids. NCBI's taxonomy places the organism in Eukaryota, Metazoa, Arthropoda, Insecta, Diptera, Drosophilidae. The record is from RefSeq and is a predicted model, not a curated record.